Molecule: messenger RNA, 2336 nt
Organism: Asterias rubens (European starfish)
Lineage: Eukaryota; Metazoa; Echinodermata; Asteroidea; Forcipulatida; Asteriidae
Product: alpha-(1,3)-fucosyltransferase 11-like
Exons: 3
Coding region: 101-1660 (519 amino acids)
Cellular component (GO): membrane
Molecular function (GO): alpha-(1->3)-fucosyltransferase activity
Source: RefSeq, a predicted model, not a curated record
UUCAACCAUCCGGAAAAUUUGUCCUCAAAACAGUGUACGUUCGAAGGUGUGCAGACGACACAACAGUGGCAGUUUUACCUUAAAAUAACAGUGAAUUAUCAUGGAUUCUGCAGUGAGAAAAAGAGUCAAAUCUUCGCCGGCUUCCGAGUCCAAAACACAGGGACCUCAGCGGCCUAGAGGAGGGGUCAAUGCUAAGUAUGUAGCGGUCUUCCUGGUUGUACUUUUUACGGUGAUUUUUGUUGGGACCUUUUUGGGACUGGGCGUUCUCGGCCUCGGUAACGAUCCGCUGAAGACACUGAUGUCAAAGACGAACACGAGAUCUGAAGUUUGGUCAUCUGAGCCGGAGGAAACCGAAAUGAGAAAUUCUGCUAAACCAUUGCCAGUGUCGGUGAAGGUAGCACCAUUGACAAAACCAACAAUUCUUUGGUGGACUGACAAGUUAUUUCCGCAUUUCCAAGGUAAACAAACCGUUGAGAUUGAGUGUGGGCUCAAGGAGGGACUAGGAACAUGUCUAACCACAACAGAUAAGAAUGUUUUAUCGGACCCCCUUGCUAGGGGGAUUAUUUUUUACGGAACCGAUUUCCGAGCUUACGAAGCGCCUCUUCCGCGAGAACCUUGGCACGAGUGGGCUCUAAUACAUGAAGAAUCCCCGCUCAACAAUCAAAUAUUUUCGCAUUCAGUCGGAAUGUCACUUUUUAAUCAUACGUCAACAUUUCGACGAGAGUCGGACUUCCCAAUUACAACUCAACACAUAAAGAAUCUGAAAUACCUGACAGAGCGACAACCUCUUCCAAUAACCAAGAAAAAUCAGCACCGCCAGAAACUUGCUCCAAUUUUAUACGUUCAAUCUCAUUGUAACGUUCCGUCAGAUCGUGACCGUUACGUUAAAGAAUUAAUGAAAUAUAUAGAUGUGGAUUCCUACGGAAAAUGCGCCAACAACAAACAGCUUCCUGAGAAUCUUCAAGAUCCGGUAGAAUCAAUGGAAGCGCAAGAGUUCCUCGAUUUCAUCUCGAGAUAUAAAUUUCAUCUUGCGUUUGAGAACGGUAUCUGUGAAGACUACAUCACCGAGAAGUUGAUUCGUCCGCUCCAUGUUGGGUCCAUCCCAAUCUAUAGAGGCUCUCCCUCGGCUCAAGAUUGGAUGCCUGAUGAUCACUCCGUCAUCUUUGCGGAGGAUUUCAAAUCACCCAAGGAGCUUGCGGCGUUCAUCAAACGUCUCGAUGAAAACGACGGAGAAUAUCAGAAAUAUCUUUCCUUCAAGGAAGUUGGUAUCCAGAAUAAUUUGUUGAGACAAACAAUGGAGAGCAGAACAUGGGGCGUUAAUGAAUGGCGAGUACCCAGUUUCAUCACUGCAUUUGAGUGUUACGUCUGUGAAAAGAUACAGGAAAGACUGAAGGCAGAGAAAGCCCAUGCUGACGAUCCCUCCCAACCUUUGCUGCCUCCUAGAGUAGCUAAACCCAAUCAUGUCGGUUGUCCAGAGCCGUCAAUCUCACAUGGUGAUUGGAGUCAAGUCAGAAGCAGAGACAACAUCUAUUUCUGGAGGGAAGACUUUCACACCUCCAAGGAACAAGCCAUUGCUUUGAAGAACAUGAUCGACAAAGGCGCAACAGAUUCCUCCAAACUAUUUGAUGAACUUCAACAAAUGUAUCAACAAAAUGGUUAAGCCUUUGCUUACAAUUGUUGACUUGUGCCGACUGUACCCAUAUCCCUUCUCCUUCAAGAGUUUGUAAAAAAGUCCUUUAAAUGAAAGCUUUCUGAAACUGUAAAGGUUGUAUUCAAAAGGAUCAAAUGCAGUCCUCUCAAACUGUGUGAUGACCUUAAAAUAACAGGGAGAAAACAGGGUAAAAGCAUGAACAGUAAAGGGUUUGAAGUCUGAACCCAUUUUGUUUGGACACAUUGUUAGGCUUGUGUAUUAUGACUGGCGAUAAAAAUAUGUUGAAACGUUUUGUAAAUUAAAAACUUCCUGUCUGGACGCUUUAUCAUAAUUAUCAUUUCCUGAAUGUAAAACCAUAAGGAAAGAUUUUACUUCCACAAAAGGAGGUAACAAUUAUAUUUUCUUGCCAGCCUAUAUUUUGUCAAGACGAUUUUAUUUUAAUGAGAAAAUGGUACAAAAUGUAGCAUCGGAUAACUGCCAUACAUGCAGUUGAAUCAACCAUCAACUCCCAGUUAUGUGGUAUUGUCAAAUUUGUAUAGCGCCCUCUUUUGGCAAAUUAUGAUGCUAGAGAAGCUACCCACAAUGCAAUAAAUGGCAGGUUUGUUAAAGGUGAUAUUUUAAUCCAAUUUGAAGUGGAAUGCAUGAGAGUAAAUAAAGACCUAUAUUUAGGGAUUGCGUUUUCUAA